Magallana angulata is the source of this 1249-nucleotide messenger RNA. RefSeq lists its product as uncharacterized. The record is from RefSeq and is a predicted model, not a curated record. The transcript is spliced from 2 exons. The coding region runs from base 216 to 914 and encodes 232 amino acids. Lineage: Eukaryota; Metazoa; Mollusca; Bivalvia; Ostreida; Ostreidae.
ACACGAAAGGGGCAGUUCUACAUCCUCAAAUAAAGGACACCUGUCACAUAAUCUUGGUGAUCGUGUGGUCAAACAAAUAUGUUCUUACAACAACUUACACUAGUAAUACUCGGAUAAGCCAUUUUUUGACGUGAUCUACCAGUCGUGUGGGAAUAGCUAUUCUUGCCAGCAGCCUGUACCUGCAACACGCAGGAAGAAAAACAAGCUUGUACAAAAUGCACAAGAGUGUUUUGGGAAUACUUCUCCUAUGGGGACUUGCAGUUUUGCUUUGUCAAGCUGUGGCCAAACCCGACGACAAAUCGUCCACACGGUACCCUGUAAAGAAGCGGAUAUCACCAAUCAAAUACCCCGAAUCCCCCGAGCCGCAGAGUCAUGACAGCGACCCAGAUAUGACGAUUACCAAGAAACCAUACCGAACGCCGCGAAAAUCGGAGUACGAUAGAAAACGAAACCAUCCACGGAAGAAAGAAAAAUUUUCACCCAUGUACCGCGAGAAAAAGCAUGGACUUCACGGAUUGUCACAGAAACGUCACUAUGAUCUGGGAUCACGUUCGGGAUAUAGGUGGAUGCUAUAUGGCUCACCACUGGAUCAUAAUUAUGGACACGACCACGUGGAUAUACCCAGAGGGAAAGUGAAAUCGCACUGGAGGAGAUACGCACACCAUCUUGCACCAAAAUACGCCUUUUUGCCGUCGCACUACGCGAGACGUCACGCGAGAUACGGUUAUAGGAGGUCCGCCGUGGGAAGAGUUGGCGGACGGCCAAUAGUGGUGUCUAUCCACCCCUCUUUCAAGGCUUACAACAUGAGAUCCGCCUCUGUGUUGGGCUAUGGUCUGGAUUCCUUGUUACAUGAUGUGGUUCUUGCUUCCAAACUAAAAUCUGGCAAGCAAACGACGAAAGCUGCAUAUACCUAGUACAAACACGGAGUCUCAAUAAGACAUUUAUUUAUUGGAUUGAUUUGACACGGUAGUAACAAAAACAGUUAAUGAUCGGUUUAGUUCUUUGCUUUAUAUUAUGGCUUCUUUGCCUUGUCUUAUUCAAAAAUACAAAGUACCACAAUAUUAAGAUAAUCCCUUUUUGUUAGGCCUCAGGUACAAAAGAACUUUAUACAAAUACGUGUAAUAUUGAAUUUUGCUUUUAUUGGAUUUAGGAUGAAAGAAUCAAUAAAAUUAGUAAUUGACUACAGUACUAGUACUUCAAAUCCUAAAUUUAAAAAAAAAUCCACUUUUUUAUUCUUUAUAGGACUUUU